Messenger RNA from Protobothrops mucrosquamatus (brown spotted pit viper), 2152 nucleotides. It is a transcript of the gene TMEM50B, whose product is annotated as transmembrane protein 50B. The transcript is spliced from 7 exons. The record is from RefSeq and is a predicted model, not a curated record. The coding region runs from base 134 to 586 and encodes 150 amino acids. NCBI's taxonomy places the organism in Eukaryota, Metazoa, Chordata, Lepidosauria, Squamata, Viperidae. Gene Ontology annotation, biological process: late endosome to vacuole transport via multivesicular body sorting pathway; protein targeting to vacuole.
GGGCCCUGUCCUUCUCCCAUGCCUCUUGCUCUGGUAGAGCCGGGCCAGCGGGGUCGCGGAUGGAGAGAAGCCUUCUGCUAGGGGUAGGAACUUACAAAAAUUAAGUGUAAAGAAGCCCAACUGAACUUGCAAAAUGGCAGGCUUCCUAGACAAUUUCCGUUGGCCUGAAUGUGAAUGUAUAGAUUGGGGUGAAAGAAGAAAUACAGUUGCUUCUGUGGUGGCUGGGGUCUUGUUUUUUACAGGCUGGUGGAUAAUGAUAGAUGCUGCAGUAGCUUAUCCUAAGCCAGAACAAAUGAACCACGCAUUUCACACUUGUGGAGUAUUUUCCACCCUAGCUUUUUUCAUGAUAAACGCUGUAUCAAAUGCUCAAGUAAGAGGUGACAAUUAUGGUGAUGGAUGCUUAGGAAGAACAGGUGCUCGUGUCUGGCUCUUCAUUGGCUUCAUGUUGAUGUUUGCCUCACUUAUUGCUUCUAUAUGGAUCCUUUUUGGAGCAUAUGUUACCCAAAAUAUUAAUGUAUACCCGGGAUUAGCUGUGUUUUUUCAAAAUGCUUUGAUAUUUUUUAGGUCUAAAUUUCUGUUUUUGUAGUACCCUUAUCUACAAAUUUGGAAGAACAGAAGAAUUGUGGGCCUAAGAAUCUGUUUUUCUUCAUCCUGCAUAGCAACUUUUUAUGUAAAUAAUAUAAUUUACAUUUUGUUUUUAUUUUGCCAAGCUCAUUGAAUUAUAAAUUUUGUAUGCUUACUUUUUUUUUUUGAAAAGUGAACUGAUUUUAGGAUUUUGUUCCAAAUUUUUAGUAGAACAAAUUUGUUCAUAUGUAUAUAUUACGGUUAUCUGUAACCUAUGACCUAACCCUUCCAUUUUUAUUGCAGCUGGCAUUAUUUUGUAGGGAAUAUUAUAAAUAUAUAGGUUUUUCAAGAACACCUACUGCUCUUAAGCGCAAAUAAGUCUACAAGUACCUUUUCAGAUGGCAUCAGCCAAGAGGCAAAGAUUUAGUGAUGGAAAAGUGAGAGACUGAAAUGUAUCAUGAAUAGUUAAUCUGCAAGAUUCCAUCAUUAUAUGGUAAUGCAUGACUACACUUCUUUAAGCUUCAAUUUUUAAAAAAAUGAUUGUGUAAACAAACACCAUAUUCCAGAAUGUUAUUCAUAUAAUUGUAAUUUCAAAAGUUUGUGAAUAGCAUAUGAUACUGCAAAUGCGCUAAGAGCUUUCUUUUUUAGCACAGCAUGCCUUAAAAUGGGAUGGUCCCUAAAAGUGCUGAUAGAUUUGACAUUGUAACAAAAAUCUACAUGAAAUUUUACAGUAUUCAGGCAUUUUGUUAAAUAUUUUUUAUAAUAUCACUUAAGAUUCUGUUCAUAUAUUAUUUAUAAAUAGAGAUUGCAAUUAUUUUAAUGCAGAAUUGCUGUGUAUUUUAUAUGCUUAUGCAAUAUGCUGAGUAAGGGAAGUUUUAUGUUUAAAAAAAAAUUCAGGAACUAUUUUAUUGUUUACUUGAUUAGGAUAAUUUCUGUGUAUCUUUAGAGGUGAUCUAGAUUCCAAACGAAAAGGAUCAGUAGAGAGAGAGUAUAUAUUUUUAUUACAACAUAUGGCAAGACUAUCAUCUUAAAUUUUUUCAAAAAAAUUUAGAUAUUUAAUUUAUAUAAAUGAACAUGUAUGCAAAGCAGUGACAUGUUAAUCUGUAUACUGAAAAUUAUGGCAUGCUAUAUAUAUAUAAUUUAAAGAUUCUGUUAAAUUAUGAAUACUCAAGUUCCUCUACAGUCUGACUAUAGAAGGUCCUACUGAAGCAGAUAUUCCAGCUUUCCUAUCUUGCAUGCCUUUGACUUUUCCCAUAGCUAGAAAAUAAACUUGGCCAGGUAGUUAUCUCUUAAAGACUUUCUUAGCCCUCUCAAAGGACAGACUAUGAAGCAAACCUGACAUGCUAAGAGUUGUCCUGUUUCUUCUUUCUUGGAGCAGACCAUAUUAGAAAGAUUAAACUAUUUUGUUUAUUGUAAAUACAUUAAAGUCAAAUAAUCAGCAAUAUAAAAAUGGUUUGUUUUGUAUAUUAGCAUGAUUUUAUGAGAGGAUCCCACAGGAGUGCUUCUUUAUCUUACCUGCAUAUUAUCAAAAGGUACAAUUGCAGUAGAAAUGGGGUCUCUAGUACACUGCCUAUGGGUUUUCUCCUUG